GGAGAUGAUGCAAGUGCCAGGUGUCUUACCAUAUCGCUUCUGUCUAUCAUCUUCUUCUUCUUCUUCCUCUUCAUUUAUGUUAUGUUAGGGUUCUUCGGAAAUUCAAUUUCCUUUCAAAAUUCUUUCCUUUUUUUUUCUUCCUUCCAUACUUGUACUUGACAUUCAUCAUUAUCAAAUUCAACAAUUUUGCUUCUCAAACUCAAUUCCUCUUAUUGGACACUCUUUCACCGCGUCCUAUUGAUUGAGUGAUUUUGAUAAAGUUUAAAGGCGGUUUAAUAAAAUGGCUUUUGUUGCCCAUCAACCACAGGGUUUGUAUGUGACAUCUUCCACAAGGCAUUUGUCAUGGAGCAAAAGGAUGAAAUUGAAGCAGUGUUUGACAAAACAUCAUAUGAUUGGAAGAACAGACUGGCAUCACCUAUUAAAACAAAACAUUUGUUUAAGUGUCGGGCCUCCUUGCUUUUGUGUAUCCAAGAUCAAACCUUUGAGGAUUUCAUGCUUCCAAGGCAGAACUCAAAAUGAUAAUUCAGGAAGCAGGGCUAAUUGGUUGAGGGCACCUAAAACCUCUGUUGGACUAGAGGAGAGUGGGGACACUCACAACGUGCCAUUCUCGUAUGCAUCUGAAGCAGGUGAUAACCUUGCAACAUCAUCUGCUUUUCAUGGACUCUUCAAAAAAUGGCUGAAAAUGUUGCGCACACAAUCAUCAUGUCAAGAAGUAGAGGAAGUUUUUGGAAGACCGACGACUCCCACAGUUUUACCUGAAACUCUACAAAUGACUCAUAGUAAGGAUGGAAGUGAGGUUUUGAAGCUGGCAUUGUCCCAUUUUCUGGCCUUGGAUGCGGCAAUAACGAUACCUUUGUUGAUAUUUGUUCCUCUGUACCUGGCUGUUAAUGUAAAAUAUGGUGCUGAAGUUUCAAAGGAACUAACUCCAUUAUGGGUUUUUGGGCCACUAAUUGUGGCUUUACACAUCAUUAUAAUCCGUGGUCUGUGUGCACUCUAUGCCUCAAGCUUCAAUCGGACUGUCGAAAUACUUAGGAAAGUACCUUCUUGGUGCAUUUUGGCAAACUACUACAUUUUUGGCGGUGGGCUCAAAGAACAAAUUGCCGUCUAUCUUCUGCGGCCUAUAUCGAGCUUAAAACACAUUGAUUAUAUACAGCUAACAAGAAGGAUAUUGAAAGUAUUGCAGGAAUGGUUAAUGGACAAGUAUCUUGAUUAUGUGGAAUCAAUAUGGCCAUAUUAUUGUCGGGCAAUCAGAUUUUUGAAGACAUCUAAUCUUAUUUAAGAUUUAAUGUAUUCUUAAAGGUAGUCUUCAGAAAAGUUAAAGGGGGUUUGAUUGGAGGUGAUAUUCUAUAGCAUAGAAAUUUUCCAACGAGAUCUGGCCAAUCCCAUUUUAUGGUGCUGGGGUUUUGAGCAAGUUAAUGAUAACGAGGAAAUAAGUUUCUAAUUCAUGUUGAAUUUAUAUUGUUCUUAGAUGAGGUUGUAAUUGAUUUUUGUCAUUGAAUGGCUGCUUAUGUUACAAGGUUCGAUAUGAGAUUGGUUCCAUUCUGCAACUGCUCAUUCACUCAUUUGUCAUUGUCUGCCUGUCUGUCCCACCUCUCCCACUGUCCUGCUUACACAAACUUUGUACCAUCUAUCAUGUUGUUUAACCUGGGAAAAGAAUUCAUGAACAAACCUCUUUCUGGUUGAGGUGCGAAUGGGCAAGGCUAGACUUAAUGUUCAUACAUUGUCAACCAUUACAAUUGAUCAAAGAUGAUUUCUAACUGAAUGUUUUGUAUGUUGUGGGGUUUAUAUUUGUCUCAUUGAGUGUAACAUUUGUCAGCCAUAAUCAGAAAAGUACAUUGAUUUGCAUGGCGA
Molecule: messenger RNA, 1851 nt
Organism: Medicago truncatula (barrel medic)
Lineage: Eukaryota; Viridiplantae; Streptophyta; Magnoliopsida; Fabales; Fabaceae
Exons: 5
Coding region: 281-1279 (332 amino acids)
Source: RefSeq, a predicted model, not a curated record